This is a messenger RNA of Ascoidea rubescens DSM 1968, 1010 nucleotides long. It is a transcript of the gene MRPL16, whose product is annotated as mitochondrial 54S ribosomal protein uL16m. The transcript has 2 exons. NCBI's taxonomy places the organism in Eukaryota, Fungi, Ascomycota, Saccharomycetes, Ascoideales, Ascoideaceae. The record is from RefSeq and is a predicted model, not a curated record. Bases 62 to 724 code for a protein of 220 amino acids. Gene Ontology annotation, molecular function: structural constituent of ribosome; rRNA binding. Gene Ontology annotation, cellular component: mitochondrial large ribosomal subunit; ribosome. Gene Ontology annotation, biological process: mitochondrial translation.
UUCACUCUUUUUGAAUAUCGAAUAACGAUUCGACUGUUUUAACCCAGACUUUUUUCCAAAGAUGUUUUUAGGUCUUCGUCCCUCCAUCGUAGGAUAUGGCUCUUUAGGUCUUUCCAAACUAAACCAAUUCAUCACAAAACGUCUUGGUCAUGAAUAUGCCCCCAGAUUUAAACGUGUAAGAAAAGGUCACAAGGGCAGAGUGCCUGUUCGUACUGGAGGCUCAAUAAAGGGCUCUACAAUUGUCUUUGGCAGUUAUGGUUUGAGAUUGAAAUCAGAAGGUGUUAGAUUGUCUGCUAAACAACUCCAAGAAGCCGACGUUGUUAUAAUGAGAGCCAUGAGACCCAUCAGCGGCAAAUUGUACAAAAGAUUUGUUUGCAGUGUUCCUGUUUGUGUUAAAGGUAACGAAACUCGUAUGGGUAAAGGUAAAGGUGCAUUUGACCAUUGGGCCGCAAGAGUUCCAACUGGUAAAGUAUUGUUUGAAAUCGAUGCUCCAAAUUUACACGAAAGAGUCGCAAGAGAUACUCUUAGAAAAGCUGCUCAAAAACUAUCUGGUGUCUAUGAAACUGUCACUAAAACAGAUCUACCAAGAGUGAGUUUACAUCGUACAAUUCCAGUUCCUCCAAAGGAAAACGUCGUCUCUAAAAUGAUAGCAAACCCAUCAAAAGAACUCAAGAAUAUACUAGAAGGUAAAAAGCGCGAAUAUAAAUUGUACAGAGGUUGGUAAACCAUUUUUUAGUAUCCUUUUUCCUAUUUAUUUGUUUACUUACUUACUUACUUACUUACUUACUUACUUAUUAAUUGAUUCUUGUAUAAAUUUAUCCUGUAUUAAACCCUAUUUUUUUCAAGUAUAACCAUCGUUUUAGCUAAAAAUCCUUCUAAAUGAAAUAUAGCUUUUGAACCAAGAUUUAAUCUUUCAUUAAAUACACUUGCAGCAUCUACUAUUUGAAAUUUAACAUCGUCGUUUUCAAUUCUCUCAUUGCAAAUCAAAAAAAAUGCCAAUUUUUUCAAUA